UUGGUGGGCCAUUCAUCCUCAGUCCCUCGACUCCUCGCAGGUCCCUUCCAAUUUCCAUCCUUCUCUAGGGCAAAGUUAGGGCUCUUUGAGAGUUGUGACCAAUUCUCUCUGAAAAUCUCCAAUUUCUAUGGACAAUCACAUAGGCUCUACUUCAUUUUCGUACUCUUCCUGAUCCACCGCUGAGAUUCCACUUCCACAUUUCGGUUCCCCUGCUGCUUUCAAAAUGAACAGAACUUGUUUGGAGUUCGAAAACCCUAUUCGAGACGCCAUUUCCAGAAUCCGCUUCGCUCCGCAGUCAAACAAUCUCCUUAUCUCUUCUUGGGAUUCCAGUCUUCGGUUGUACAAUGUGGAUGGUUCUGCGCUUAGUUUCGAAGCUCAGUCUGAAGCCGCGCUUCUCGAUUGUUGUUUCCAGAACGAAUCUGUUGCUUUCAGCGCUGCCUCUGAUGGCUCCGUUACAAGGUAUGACUUGCAUUCGGGAAUUAAUGAUACAAUUGGAAAUCACGAUGAUAUAGCAACGGGUAUUGGAUAUUCAGAUGAAACAUGUCAAGUAAUUUCUGCUGGUUUGGACAAGAAGUUACUAUUCUGGGACACGCGCAUAGCGAAGGCUCUUGCGUGCUCAAGAAAUCUUGGUGCAGAGGUGGAGUCCAUGUCACUCUUUGGGUUUCAUUUGAUGGUAGUCAUUGGAGCAUCAAUAUAUAUGUAUGAUUUGCGUAAUUUAGACAAAUCCGUUCAAUCAAGAGAAUCACACUCGGAUAUUAGAUGUGUCAGCCCGAUUCCUUAUUCUAAAGGAUAUGCUGCUGGAUCAGUAGAUGGACGAGUGGCUGUGGAGAUUUCCCAUCCAUCCAAUCCAAAUGACAUUGAAUACAUGUUCCGUUGUCAUCCAAAGUCAAAGGAUGGAAGAUAUCAUCUAGUAUCGGUGAAUGACAUCGUUUUCAAUCCUCUCAUCCGUGGUGCGUUUGUUACAGGAGAUAAUGAAGGCUAUGUUAGCGCAUGGGAUGCUAGAAGCAGGAGAAGACUUUUUGAGUUGCCUAGGCACCCUAAUAGUGUGGCAUCUUUAUCAUACAACCAUGAGGGACAACUUUUGGCUGUUGCAUCAAGCUACACUUACCAAGAAGCUAAAGAACUAGAGGAGCCUCCUCAAAUAUUCAUACACGAAGUUGGUGACAGCUACAUAAGAUCAGAGUCUGCUGGAAGUUCGACAAGUAGGAAUUGACUGUCCGUGAUAUGCUAUUCAAUGAAGAUGGGCCACGUUAGAGACAUCGGAUAUUUUGGACCCUGUAAUUGAAAUCUUUUGCGCUCCAAUCCAACUGCUCCCUAUUUUGCAUGAAAAAGUAUAACAAUAUCUUAGUUUGUUGCUGGCUUCCUCUUGAAAAAAGCAAGGCACUCUCUUACCCUAGGGUGAGGAAAUAUUAUAUCUACCACUAAUCUGAUUGUAAUUGUGUUACGGACCUACGUGGAUGUAAGAAACAUGAGCCACGUGGGAAGCUUCAAACCUGAGAAAUGUAAAGAUAAGAAGGAAGAAGUUGCAUGGACAUAGGACUAUUAUCUUAUUGUUACAUGGAGUCACUAUUUAUUACUAAGAAUCUUAUUAGGAAUAGAGUUAUAAACUAUUAGGAGUUUCAAGGAUAGCCAUGUUUACUUAUUAGAAUUGUAUUUUCAUUUCAAUUCUUUUUGUAAACUGCACUCGAUGUUCAUUAGUA
Messenger RNA from Corylus avellana, 1700 nucleotides. Its product is annotated as Transducin/WD40 repeat-like superfamily protein. Gene Ontology annotation, molecular function: protein binding. Lineage: Eukaryota; Viridiplantae; Streptophyta; Magnoliopsida; Fagales; Betulaceae. The record is from RefSeq and is a predicted model, not a curated record.